AUGCGCUCCCGGUCCGGAAGUAUGAAUCAAUCUGCCGAAUCCAACCAAGAACACAAUCAGCAGUCCACAGACCACUCGGUAGUUACCCGCCGCGGUGCACCGGCACGUCACUCCCGCCGCGAGCGAUCUGAGUCUGAGAAUCGAUCAUGGACUAGGGCGAGCGAUAGACGGACCAAGGGAACAACGGGGUCGAAGAGUCGGUCUGUCUCGAGACAUUAA
Molecule: messenger RNA, 219 nt
Organism: Penicillium verrucosum
Lineage: Eukaryota; Fungi; Ascomycota; Eurotiomycetes; Eurotiales; Aspergillaceae
Exons: 1
Coding region: 1-219 (72 amino acids)
Source: RefSeq, a predicted model, not a curated record